AUGCGUCGUGCGCCGGCAACAGCACCAGCGCCAUCAUUCGACAUGCCGAGUAACUGGAUUGAUUGUGUACACACUGAGCCGGAGCCGCGCUUCUGGGCUGAAUAUGGAUCGGGUCCAGGGGUUGCAGUUUACGGUUUCCCCUCAAAGGGGGGCUUCUAUGUUCUUCGCGAGUGCGUUGGGGUAGAACUGGAUUUCCUCGGGAUCGACCGAUUCGGGAACACCGAACGACCAUCCAAGUCAGACCCUGAUUGGCAGGCCAAAGAGGAGGCACAUUGUGAUCGUAUGCGUCGCUUAGGCGCGAGAUGGUUCGAGACGAAUCGGGAUGAGUUGAAAUUCAUGUUCUUUCGCACACGCGAGGAUACGGAUCCGUAUGUUUCCUUCGGCUGGCCAGACGGUGGUGGUGUUUGUGUAUUGAAUACCACAUACGGCCGCGCUAGUGAACUGGGCACAGCUAUAAUCUUUAAUGCGAAGGACAUGGAGGAACGCUGUGAAUUGAUCAAGAGAUUAGGCGGCAUCUUCUACGCGGAUCCGAGCGACUGCCCAUAUCUUAAUCUUGAUUAA
Aspergillus tubingensis is the source of this 561-nucleotide messenger RNA. RefSeq lists its product as uncharacterized. The record is from RefSeq and is a predicted model, not a curated record. The coding region runs from base 1 to 561 and encodes 186 amino acids. The transcript is spliced from 2 exons. Lineage: Eukaryota; Fungi; Ascomycota; Eurotiomycetes; Eurotiales; Aspergillaceae.